Messenger RNA from Colletotrichum tamarilloi, 162 nucleotides. RefSeq lists its product as uncharacterized. Lineage: Eukaryota; Fungi; Ascomycota; Sordariomycetes; Glomerellales; Glomerellaceae. The record is from RefSeq and is a predicted model, not a curated record. The transcript has a single exon. The annotation marks the transcript as partial.
UCGAAUUCUUUUAUAAAAUUCCCCUUAUUUUUUAUACUAAAAAAGGGUAAAAAAUUAAAACUUAUUAUUAACUAUAAAAAACUAAACAAAAUUACGAAAAAAAAUUACUAUCCCUUAUUAUUUAUUACUAAGCUUAGAGAUCUAUUUUAUAAAGUUAAUUAG